UUUACAAAAGCAAAAAAAAAAGGAAUGCAAGUUCCGCGGAGUUCCAAAAGGAGUCACGUCUGCACAAAGGGUUACAUAAAUGUACGUCGAUUGAACACUACACAACAAGAACAAGAACAAGAACAAGAGAACAAGAGAACAAGAACAACGACAUUGGCGACAUUGGUGGAUAGAGCAGAGAUACAGCGGGAGAUACAGCGGGAUAUGCAGCGGGAUACACAGCGAUGGACAGAGAUGCACAGAUACACGGGUGUGUGGAUUAGGCCUACUGGGGAUACCACGUUAAAAAAAACGCGCCUAGAACUAUACCACAUGCUGGUGGUGUGGAAAUCAGUUCAUUCAACUGUUCAAACUUUUAAUUAAGAAUUAUUUUUAUUGCCAA
Messenger RNA from Drosophila obscura, 382 nucleotides. RefSeq lists its product as uncharacterized. The record is from RefSeq and is a predicted model, not a curated record. The transcript is spliced from 3 exons. NCBI's taxonomy places the organism in Eukaryota, Metazoa, Arthropoda, Insecta, Diptera, Drosophilidae. The coding region runs from base 25 to 363 and encodes 112 amino acids.